This is a messenger RNA of Dermacentor andersoni, 2474 nucleotides long. Lineage: Eukaryota; Metazoa; Arthropoda; Arachnida; Ixodida; Ixodidae. The record is from RefSeq and is a predicted model, not a curated record.
CCACUGUCUCUUCUGCAGCGUACCCGUUUGAUUUGACUACGCGGACAGGUUUAAGUGAGCUCGACGCACGCGGCGCGGGCGCCUCGGGAAAGUGCGCGAGCCCGAAACGCGAUAACUAUACGUACGUGCGAUUACGCGGACUGGACCGGAGAUAAUUGCGCCUGGCCAGUACGCGGAAAGGUAGACGCCACCGCUGAAAGCGCCGAAAAAGCCUCGCCCGCGCCGAAGCGAACAAUAAUAAAAAAAAGGACGCAACAAGCGUGCCAACCGGAACCUGAACCGUUAUCGCUUCGUUUUUGGGGGGUCGGAAGGAAAAGAAGUGAUUGCGGCAAGCGUAUCCAACUACACGUACCCUUUCGCAAGCGGCCACGCCUCCCUCAGGCUCUCUCUCUCCCCUGCGGUCACACCGUUGGUCGAACAGAGCUUCCCGUCUCAAACUCAUAUAUAAGGAGCCGGCGGCCAGCCCGGACAUUCAUUGCCUGAGCAUCCUCGGUGCUUUUUGUGCAGGAGUACGCUAGUCCGUGCAGAAACACCAACGAUCACCAUGAACGCCGCGUUCAUCGCUCUUCUGCUGUGCGCCUGCGCCGCUGUCGCCAUGGCCGGCGGCUUUGGUGGCUUCGGCGGCGGCUUCGGUGGAUACGGUGGCGGCUUCGGCGGCCUCGAUGGCGGCUACGGCUACCACAAGACCGUUCCGGGCCCCUCGUUCCUCGUGAAGACCGUGCACCACGUCAACAAGCUGAAUCGCGGCGCGCACCUUGUCGGCGGACAGUACGGACACGGCGGAUACGGAGGCGGCUACGGAGGCGGAUUCGGGUUCGGAGGCCUCAAGCACUGAGCCCGGGGACGUGGUGCGGCCGGAGUACGGCGCGACAGCCCCCCGAGGGAUCACUCCACGGGUCUGCCGCGCGUCAUCCCGCUUGGCUGUGGCCACGCCGAGUCGCGGGGACUUUUGCCACUGCGGCGCUGUGUUGCCUGUGCGGGGCGCAAUAUUGUAAAUGCGCGUUUCAUUGUGCCUCGAGCCAAGCACUGCACGUGACGUACGCGCUCUAAUGGGCGAUAGAGACAGAGGAAAGCCACGGUGAACGACUUUUCUUUUUCUUUUUUUUAGACGCGAUCCAAAACAACAGCUGAGAUUGGUGCCUUCUGUGUGCUUGUAAAGCGAGGCAUAACACGACUGCAGUCUACGCUAUAACCGUUCCUUCUACCGCCUAAUGCCUGGCAGUACUGACAACCCCCUAUGUUUUAAUUCGAAGCGUCUGUAUCUUUUCUACUUGGCCUGAUGCAAACAUUUCAUCACCAGUUAACGUCGCCAGGGGCACCACGGUCGCAUUAUUGCGAUGUGUUAAGCAAGCGUCGAGCGGAGUCCCACAAAGUACCAUUUCCAGAACGCGCUGGAAAUGGCACUUUUCGGGCAAAUGUUUCGAAUUGGGCAGGUCAUGCUGUACUUCCUUUUUUUGUUCCUCCGCUCAAAAACAUUUGCACUUUGACGUAGAGUGAAACAAUUUAGAUUCAGCCACGCGGAAGGACACGCGGAGCCGAGAACGUCCAGACUUUAUGCCUGCCAGUACAAGUCGCCGCACUAUACGGUUCCGCUCCAGUAAGCGCGUUCGCAUGCUUUUCACUCGCAAGAUGUGUGUACGAUGAAAAGUAGAGAAAGCUUGUUGUCGCACACAGUGAAUGGGCGACGCAUCUUUUCUUCUUCUUCUCUAUCUCCUUCUACUGGGACUCAGUUUUAACGAUUAUCCCUUCUACUCUGCACACUGUUAAAUAAUUUACACUGUUAAAAAGGAAUAAGGGCAAUUCACACCUUUACACCCUGUUUGAAUGUAAGGGUAUGAGUUAAAGAUCUAUUUACACCUUUUUUCCGCUUUUAAGGGUGUAAAUUAUGUUACAGCGUGCUCGCGUUGUCUUGCUAGCCAGCCCACACCUCCUAUAGAUCAGAAGACAUUGCGCGCUCUCACUGUGGAGUAAUCCGGCAGAGGUCAGUGCUCCCAUUCAAAGAGCGUACUCUGAUUAUCGGACCCCUCGGUUUCCCUUCUGCUCCUUCUACGUGGCAGUCAAAGCUCCCAGGCGUUACUAUUCCGGAAGAUGCCACUUGUGCCCGGCACCUCGCCUUCUGUCAGCCUAUGCAUCGUGUGAAAGCCUAAGCGAUGUGCCGACAGUACAGUCAUAGUAAAUGUUCGUGUAGAUGUACUUUUUAACAUGGCCUAUCUGGCUCUAAAAUCAACUGUAUACCUUAGUAUCCACCCCCAUGGUCCGCGUUUAAAGCGAGACGUUGACAAGCGGCUCGCUGCAAUGUUGCUGUACCUACAAAGAGCGCAAGAACCAGCACACUUACCUUGUGCCUUUCCGCGGGCGGCUCUGCGUCUGGCCUAUACUUCCCUACCCUUGAAGUGUUUCUAGUUUAUCUGAGGCAGUAUUCAAACUGUCGCGUUCUGUCUCGAACCCCAAAUAAAGAACAUAUGUCACGUUUA